CUGCGCCUUCGCCUCUUUCUCUUCGCAGUGAUCAGUUGGACGUACACGCGUGUUCCUCCCUCCAUUCAAGAUGUCCAAAGCAUUCGAUCCCGUGUCCUUCGCCAAGGAUUUCUUGGCCGGCGGUAUUGCCGCUGCCAUCUCUAAAACAGCUGUGGCCCCUAUUGAGCGUGUUAAAUUGUUGUUGCAAGUCCAACAUACCAGCAAACAGAUCGCCAAGGACCAACAGUACAAGGGUAUGGUGGAUUGCUUUGUUCGCAUCCCCCGUGAGCAAGGCUUCCUGGCGUUCUGGCGUGGCAACUUGGCCAACGUCAUCCGUUACUUCCCCACACAGGCCCUCAACUUUGCCUUCAAGGACAAGUACAAGCAGAUCUUCUUGGGUGGCGUUGACAAGAACAAGCAGUUCUGGAGAUUCUUCGCUGGCAACUUGGCGUCUGGUGGUGCUGCUGGUGCCACUUCGCUCUGCUUCGUCUACCCUCUUGACUUCGCCCGAACAAGGCUGGCCGCUGAUGUCGGUAAGGGACCCGAAGCCCGUGAAUUCAAGGGUCUUGGCGACUGCUUGGUGAAGAUCUUCAAGGCCGAUGGCUUGGGUGGCCUGUACCGUGGCUUCUUCGUGUCCGUGCAGGGCAUCAUCAUCUACCGCGCUGCCUUCUUCGGUCUCUACGAUACCGCUAAGGGCAUGACUGGCAAGACCAACAUCCUGAUCUCCUGGGCGAUUGCUCAGUGCGUCACAACCGUGUCCGGCAUCAUCAGUUAUCCCUUCGACACUGUCAGGCGACGCAUGAUGAUGCAGUCUGGCCGUAAGGGUGGCGACAUCAUGUACAAGAGCACCGUCGACUGCUGGAGGAAAGUUGCGAGCCAGGAGGGCGCAUCUGCCUUCUUCAAGGGAGCCUUCUCGAACAUCCUUCGUGGCACAGGCGGCGCUCUGGUGCUGGUCAUGUACGACGAGAUUCAGAUCCUCUUGUUCGGUGCCAAGAUCGGCGGUAUGGGCGGCGAAUAAACGAGACAUUAUCUCUCGUGCUCCGUGUCUCAAUGAGUAUUUCACUUUAUAAAAAGAAUAAAAACUUAUUUAAUCUUCCAACCCCGUGAAAGUUAUUUAUUAGCGUGUACAGGGAUUCGCUAUCUUUCUUAGUUUGGAUGUUUGCAUGCAAUAAUGACGGGAUGAGUCGAUGGAGGGAUGCCUCACGACUCAUUCCUCCCGCUGCUCGUCUUGCCGCCCAACAAAGAAACCUUAGGGAGGAUGUAGGGUUGUACAGUGCUAUGAAAGCGUCAUUACUUGUUUCAUCUUUUCAAU
This is a messenger RNA of Hyalella azteca, 1291 nucleotides long. Its product is annotated as ADP/ATP translocase 3. The transcript has 6 exons. Gene Ontology annotation, molecular function: ATP:ADP antiporter activity. The record is from RefSeq and is a predicted model, not a curated record. Lineage: Eukaryota; Metazoa; Arthropoda; Malacostraca; Amphipoda; Hyalellidae. The coding region runs from base 71 to 997 and encodes 308 amino acids. Gene Ontology annotation, biological process: mitochondrial ATP transmembrane transport; mitochondrial ADP transmembrane transport. Gene Ontology annotation, cellular component: mitochondrial inner membrane.